UUUUUCGAUUGGUACUAUCAGAUAGAGGAGGUUAUGCAGCAGAAGGCGCCAGUGGUGCCUAACAACAACAAUAAAUUUCAGUAUCCUCCGAGUGGUUCACUAAGAAGUAAAGGUUUAUCAGCAAAUUUCUUCAAAACAACCUUCAGCUCUCGCAUCAAAGCGGUACCCACCGCCACUUCUUCGUGCUCCGUUGACACAUUUACCAAAAUAGGUAGCGCGGAGACAAAACUUGUUUCAAAAACCCGGCCUAGAAUAGUUUCAGCGCCAGACAGCCAAUCAUCUGGUAAAGUAAAAGUUAGAAGAGGCAUUGAACGUGCGAAACCAUUAGUGAAGAAACCUGAUAAAAUACCAACAAGGCUAAAGGAAAUUGACCCCGGAGGAUCAAAAGCUGUCGAUGUUCCUAAAACAAAACCUAAUCAUGACUUAAAAAGUCCAAAUGUAGUGUUGCAAAUCGUGAAAAAGGCCCAGGCUCCGAAACCUUCGGUUAUCAAGGAGCAUGGAGGUAUUCUACCACCACCUCUAAGGCCUAAAGAAGCAAAAUCGAAGUUGAAAUUGACGAAAAAUAUAAAUAACAAUGAUGUAUGGACUAAAGAAGUUAAAAUUACUGAACAGAUCGCCAGUAUACCUUUAAGAGGGCCAAGUCAAGGGAAACAGGAAGGUACCCUCAAAGGAGCUCCUUCUGUCAGCAGCCUCGAUUCCAAACAUCACAAAGUCGCACCAGCUAGAGAUAAGAGCCUGAAAAUCUUUGGGUCCAAAGAGAAAUUGCAUAAGCCACAUAAGAAAAAAGAUUUGGGGAAUAAUAAUGCUGUGCUAGAAGACCCUGAGUUCAGAGAAGGGGAAUAUGAAGACGCGAGACAGGAUUUUGGGAGUGCUGAGGAGUUGGGGUCGGUAGAUGAGAGGGGGUCGCAGGACUUUGUCAGUUUGCCGGUCACUUUGAAUGCCGAACACAUGCCGGGGUUCCAGGAGGUUGACCUCAGACCCAGAAUACCAUCUGAGGCAUCUCUUGCGUCAGGGGCGCGAGAGAUAGAAACUCUACGGCGAGAGCUGGAAACUACUGUGAUGGAGCGAGCGCAACUUCAAGCUAAGGUUGAGGAGCUUCUUGAGCGAGCUGGAGAGGCUGACCGAUUGCGGUCUGAACUUGAGCGGCUCAAGACUAUAGAAACCGAGCGUGAAGCGGCAUUAGAACGACUAGCCGACGAGAAUGGAGCUCUACGUGCGCGACUACGCGGCGUCGCCCAUUCGCCGUUGUCGGACAGUGAGAAGAGGCAUUUGUUGCUUGCGCCCGCGCCUGCGCCGCAUCCCAGGCGCAUGCACUCAUCGGCACCAGCCUCUAUAGCACUGGCUCACAAUGGCGAAGGCGACAAUGGUGAAGCGAGCACUCCAGAGUGGGACAAGCACUCGUCAUCAUCACUCAGCGAGGUAUCCGUGGCCUGUCUGCAGGACCGCAUCCUGCAGAUGGAAGAACACCAUUACAGCACCAGCGAAGAGCUCCAAGCAACUUUAGCCGAAUUAGCCGAUCUGCAAACGCAACUAGCUGAUGCGCAUGCCGACAAUGAGCGACUGGCCGACGAGAAGCAAGUACUGCUGGAGUCCCUAUGUCGGCAGACCGAGAAACUGGAGGACAGUCGAACUAAGGUGGAUACUCUUCAAGAGCUGUUGCUUCGCGAGGGCAUCGAACCGGAGACGUUGGUAUCAGGAGACCCCGACCAACAGCUUUUCGCUGUCCUAAAGCUAUCUCAAGAGGAAAGGCGGCUUAUGCUGUCGAAGCAAGAGCAGUUGGAGUCAGAUCUGACCGGCACCAAGGCCGCGCUCGAGGAGAAAACCAAAGAAAAUGAUUCAUUGAAUGAGAGAAUUAGAUCCCUAGAAAGUUCUCUGGAGAGAACAGAAGCAGAGCGCCUGCGCUGGGAGCACGAGGCCGAUGAUGCGCGGGAGAUGGCGGCGGCGCGGCAGCACCAGAUCUCCACGCUCAGCGAUCUGCUGGACACAGCCAAGGCCAAAGUCAGUGUCGAGCCAAUUUUACAUUCCUUUAUUGAACAUUAAAAGAACGUUUUUAAAAACUACAAGAAAA
Messenger RNA from Hyposmocoma kahamanoa, 2068 nucleotides. RefSeq names its product cytospin-A-like. The record is from RefSeq and is a predicted model, not a curated record. The transcript is spliced from 12 exons. Lineage: Eukaryota; Metazoa; Arthropoda; Insecta; Lepidoptera; Cosmopterigidae. Bases 34 to 2040 code for a protein of 668 amino acids.